Molecule: messenger RNA, 1023 nt
Organism: Entamoeba histolytica HM-1:IMSS
Lineage: Eukaryota; Evosea; Mastigamoebida; Endamoebidae
Product: alpha-1,3-mannosyltransferase ALG2, putative
Exons: 2
Coding region: 1-1023 (340 amino acids)
Molecular function (GO): GDP-Man:Man(1)GlcNAc(2)-PP-Dol alpha-1,3-mannosyltransferase activity; alpha-1,3-mannosyltransferase activity
Source: RefSeq, a predicted model, not a curated record
AUGGAUAAUAACACUAAAACUGCUAUCAUUAUUCAUCCUGAUCUUGGUAUUGGUGGAGCUGAACGACUUGUUGUAGAUAUUGCUCUUGCAUUGGAACAUGAAGAUUAUGACGUUAAAUUUUAUACAUCACAUCAUGAUAAAGAACAUUGUUUUCCAGAGACAAAAGGAAGGUUCCAAGUAUUUGUUCAUGGAGAUUUUCUUCCAAUUACAUUAUUUGGAUAUUUUUAUAUUUUCUUUGCUACAAUAAGAGCUCUUUAUUUAUCAAUAAUUGUUGCAUGGAAAACUAAUGCAGACAUUUAUAUUGUUGAUCAAAUUUCAAUUGGAGUUCCAAUAUUAAAACUCUUUAAUAAAAAGGUAUUGUUUUAUUGUCAUCAUCCAGAUAAAUGUCUUUGUAAAGAAGGAGGAUUUAUGAAAAAGAUAUAUAGAAUCCCUUUUGAUUGGUUAGAAGAAAAAUCUAUGGGACUAAGUGAUUCAAUUGUAGUAAAUAGAAAGAAGAAUCAUAAAGUAGCACUUGAAGCAUUAAGUUUAUUAGAAGAUGAUUUAAAAAAUAAUGUUAGAAUUAUUAUUGCUGGUGGUUAUGAUCUUAGAGUAAAAGAAAAUAAAGAUGUCUAUAAUGAAUUAGAACAACUUUCACAUCAAUUACAUAUUGAAGAUCAUGUAUCUUUACUUAAAAAUUUCUCAAAUGAAGAACGUGAAUAUCUUUUUAAAAAAGCUACUGCUGUAUUAUAUACUCCUCCAUUUGAACAUUUCGGUAUUGUUCCAUUAGAAGCAAUGAUUAAAGGAGUACCAGUAAUUGCUUGUAAUAAUGGUGGUCCAUUAGAAACAGUUCAAAAUGAAUUAACAGGACUGCUUUGUGAUGGAAGUAAAGAAGGAUUUGCAGCAUGUAUAUCUCGACUAUGUCAUGAUAACAACUUAAGACAAAAAUUAAAGUUAAAUGCUAAGAAAGCAACUAAAGAAAAGUUUGGGUUUGAAACAUUUACAAAGAAAGUAUCAGAGGUUGUACAUCAAGUCAUAUCAAACUAA